CAAGACUACACGUUCCUUUAAUUCCAAGCCAUGAAUGAAUCCAGGUGGACUGAAUGGCAGAUCCUGAACACCAGCAGCAGCAUCGUGAAUAUAUCUGAGCGUCAUGCUUGCCCACUUGGAUUUGGUCACUACGGUGCUGAGGAUGUCUGCAUCUUUGAGACAGUUGUUAUUGUCUUGCUGACAUUUCUAAUCAUUGCUGGGAAUUUAACAGUUAUUUUUGUCUUUCAUUGUGCUCCACUGUUGCAUCAUUAUACUACCAGCUAUUUCAUACAGACAAUGGCAUAUGCUGAUCUCUUCGUUGGAGUUAGCUGCUUGGUUCCUACUCUUUCUCUUCUUCACUACUCUACAGGUGUCCAUGAGUCAUUGACUUGCCAGGUUUUUGGAUAUAUCAUUUCAGUUCUAAAGAGUGUUUCUAUGGCAUGCCUUGCUUGUAUCAGUGUGGAUCGCUAUCUUGCAAUAACCAAACCUCUUUCCUACAAUCAACUGGUCACUCCUUGUCGCCUGAGAAUUUGUAUUAUUUUGAUCUGGAUCUACUCCUGCCUAAUUUUCUUGCCUUCUUUUUUUGGCUGGGGGAAACCUGGUUACCACGGUGACAUUUUUGAAUGGUGUGCCACAUCUUGGCUCACUAGUGCCUAUUUUACUGGCUUUAUUGUUUGUUUACUCUAUGCUCCUGCUGCCUUUGUUGUCUGCUUCACUUAUUUCCACAUUUUCAAAAUUUGCCGUCAACAUACCAAAGAGAUAAAUGAUCGAAGGGCUAGAUUUCCUAGCCAUGAGGUAGAAGCUUCUAGAGAGACAGGACACAGCCCUGACCGUCGUUAUGCCAUGGUUUUAUUUAGGAUAACCAGUGUAUUUUACAUGCUUUGGCUCCCAUAUAUUAUCUACUUUCUUCUAGAAAGCUCUCGUGUCUUGGACAAUCCAACACUAUCUUUCUUAACUACUUGGCUUGCAAUAAGUAACAGUUUUUGUAACUGUGUAAUAUACAGCCUCUCCAACAGCGUUUUCCGAUUAGGCCUCCGAAGACUUUCUGAGACAAUGUGCACAUCUUGUAUAUGUGUGAAGGAUCGAGAAGCACGAGACCCCAAACCUAGGAAACGGGCCAAUUCCUGCUCCAUCUGAAGAGAACUACAUACUAAAUCAAAUGUAAUCUGACAGUGGUUUAGAAUUGUAUUCUUGAUUCAUCUGGAAAUUUGCCACCAGGGAACUACUUAUGUGAAUAGUUGAUUAUGAAAUGAAGAACAAGACUAAAGAUAUCUGGGGUUUUUCUUUUCUCUUUUUCAUGAAAAACCUAAGGGAAAGCAUAAAAAGAGGGUUAUUUCAUGAGAGAAACAUAGCAUGUGAAUAUAUAUGUGUAGCAAUAGGAAAACUUCAGCACUGAGGAUGAAAAAAGUAUUUCCAGUCUUCUACAGAACAGGAGAAGCCCCUCUCUGUCUCCUUUCUUUAACUGUACUCUGCCUCUGUCUUUGUCUUUCAUUUUGUCUCUUUCCCAUGUCUUUCACUCUUUGUGUUUGUUGCAGAGAUUAUUGGCAGAAAUUAUAAAAAUGUCCGAUGUACAUACAACGUAUGUGGCCAUGUAUAACAUUUUGUUUCAAAGAGUACUUUUAGACCCACUAUUCUAUAGUCCUUAGUAGUUUCCUCAUGGAGGUUACACAGUAAGCAUUGUAUUAUUUGCCACGCAGUCCUUUUUAUUAUGGUUUUAUAAUCUCUGCAUCACAACUUUUCUGUUACAAACAAAACAAUAGUAUUUUUGUUACUUCUGAGUAAAAGGACAUUUACUUUACCCCUAUUCCUAGCAGCCUGCUAUUUUUUCCUUUACAUUUUUCUUUAUCUGAACCCUGUGGUACCUUAUUCCAGACGUAUUUUAGUUAAUGAAAGACUCUACAGUAUAAGGCAUUUAUAGUGUUAAAUAAUUUAUUUCUUCCAGUAAACCAGUUAGUAACUAUUUGGAAGAUUGUGUUAAAUAUUUUUGAUGUAUUUUGGAAGUAUUUUUAUUUUGUUUCUUUGAAAUUAGUUCAUGUGCCUAAGGUAUCUUUUUUGCUAUAGUGAAGCUUUCUUUUUAUUGAUAAAACCCACAAGUAAUUCUAAUGCAGAUGUAGGAUUCUUACCUAGUAAUGACAUAUCACUCUUAAUGCUACUUGGAAUGUCCUUUUAUAAAUUUUUAAAUGUGAAAAAUUAACUUUUGGUGUUAGGUUUAUUAUAGCUUACUGUUUUGUCUACUAGUUAUUUGUGUGAUAGGCUUUGCACAUAGUAUAUUUUUUACAGCAAAGAAAAUGUGAACUGUGAUCUAUACCUUGUGUUUUCUUAGUAGAAUAUAUAGAUCAAUGUUGUUUAAGUUGGUAACUUUGAAAACAUAAAUACAAAAACUUAUUUUAAAAGGAUAAUACUUUUAUGUAGUUAUUUAGAUAUUUAUACUAGACAAGCUGCAUUCUUAGUGAUGCUAAAAAUAUACUUAUUUAUCAAAUGCAGUUAAGAGUGGUCAGUAUUUUGUUUUGUAAUAAUCUGUUUCCACAUGCAAAGAAUAAAUUAUUUUUUAGUGUGCUACCUGAAAUUAUGUCAUCAAUUUCCAGGGGUAUAGAUGUAAUCACGUGAUAUUUGGGAAAUCACUAGUGAGGCAAGUGUAAACAAUAGAAAACAUGAUCUCUUUACUUUUUUACCUUAAGUUUCCUAACCAAAAGAUUUGUAUCAAACCACUGAGUAUUUUUCUUCUCAGCAUUUAGGAUUUCUUUGUUUUAUAAAAUGCAUUUAAUGAAAUGUGCCUAUGACUCUUCAACCUAGAAACCAACCAUGUUUGUGGUUUUACUUCAGA
Molecule: messenger RNA, 2803 nt
Organism: Dipodomys ordii (Ord's kangaroo rat)
Lineage: Eukaryota; Metazoa; Chordata; Mammalia; Rodentia; Heteromyidae
Gene: Gpr52
Product: G protein-coupled receptor 52
Exons: 1
Coding region: 31-1116 (361 amino acids)
Biological process (GO): G protein-coupled receptor signaling pathway
Cellular component (GO): membrane
Molecular function (GO): G protein-coupled receptor activity
Source: RefSeq, a predicted model, not a curated record